Molecule: messenger RNA, 2994 nt
Organism: Hipposideros armiger (great roundleaf bat)
Lineage: Eukaryota; Metazoa; Chordata; Mammalia; Chiroptera; Hipposideridae
Gene: ZNF572
Product: zinc finger protein 572
Exons: 3
Coding region: 165-1754 (529 amino acids)
Biological process (GO): regulation of transcription by RNA polymerase II
Cellular component (GO): nucleus
Molecular function (GO): DNA-binding transcription factor activity, RNA polymerase II-specific
Source: RefSeq, a predicted model, not a curated record
CUUCCGGUUUCUGGGUGGUUUGAGUUUAGGACCCUGGGUUGGUGGGGUCCGAAGGAGUGGGAGCUCCUUUCUCCGGGAUAGCUGGGCCUGCUGGGAGUGCAGGGCGCCUUGUGUGUAUCCCCCCGAACAGAUUUCUGAUCCCUAACCUGGCUGUGAGCGUUGUGAUGGAGCAAGAGAAAAAACUGUUGGUCUCAGAUUCUAAUGGUUGCACAGAGAAGGAGAGUCUGAAAAGCCCUUUCACAGGAAAUGAAGGGAAUAAUUUGGAAACUGUUCAACACAAUAAGGCAAAUAAACUGAAAGACAGAGCCUCAUCAGAAUGGUUUAAAAGAGAUGGCCCACAAAAUUGUAAACAUGAGGAUACACAAGAAAUGCCGCUGAUGUGGUCCCAAGGAGAUGAGAUGUGGUGUGAUGAUUUCUAUGAGGAUGAUGGCAAAUCAGAGAAUCAGGGAAGCUCUACAGAAAAAGAGGGAGAAAAACCCAAUCACUGGGGAUGGGACCCAGGAGACCACGUGAAUGGCACUGUCCAGCAGAAGUCAUCCUUCAGAGACAAGCCCUACAAAUGUUCCGAAUGUUGGAAAAGCUUCAGUAAUAGUUCUCAUUUGCGUACUCACCAGAGGACCCACUCAGGAGAGAAACCUUAUAAAUGCUCUGAGUGUGGGAAAUGCUUUAGUAACAGCUCUCACUUGAUUCAGCAUCUGAGAACACACACGGGAGAGAAGCCGUACCAGUGUGGUGAAUGUGAGAAAAGCUUCAGCAAUACCUCCCAUCUUACUAUCCACGAGAGGACUCACACGGGAGAGAAACCCUAUAAAUGUCCUGAGUGUGGGAAGAGUUUCAGCAGCAGCUCUCACCUUAUUCAGCACCACCGAUCGCACACAGGUGAAAAACCAUAUGAAUGUCCUGUUUGUGGGAAAUGCUUCAGCCACAGUUACGUCCUCAUAGAACAUCAGAGGACUCACACUGGAGAAAAACCUUAUAAAUGCCCUGAUUGUGGGAAGGGCUUUAGUCAGAGUUCCAGCCUGAUUCGCCAUCAGCGCACACACACUGGUGAGAAGCCCUACAAAUGCCUUGAGUGUGGGAAAUGCUUUGGUUGUAAUUCUACUCUGAUCAAGCAUCAGAGAAUACAUACAGGAGAAAAACCCUACCAGUGUGCAGAAUGUGGGAAGAAUUUCAGUCGAAGCUCAAACCUCAUUACACACCGGAAAACGCACACAGGAGAAAGACCUUAUGAAAGCUCUGAAUGUGAAGAAAGUUUGAGUCAGAACUGCCAUGUGAUGGAAGAAUGCAGAAUCCAACCAGGAGAGAAACCAUAUAAAUGCUGUGAGUGUGGAAAGAGUUUUGGCCUCAGCUCCCAUCUCAUUAGACAUCAGAGGACACAUACAGGAGAAAAACCUUACAGAUGUCCUGAGUGCUGGAAAACUUUUAGUCAGAGCUCCACCCUGGUGAUUCACCAAAGGACACACACGGGAGAGAAACCUUAUAAAUGUCCUGACUGUGGUGAGAGCUUCAGUCAGAGCUUUAACCUUAUCAGGCACCGGAGGACCCACAUAGGAGAAAAACCUUACAAAUGUACCGACUGUGAGAAAUGCUUCAGCCGAAGUGCCUACCUCAGUCAGCAUCGGAAAAUUCACAUAAAAAAGUCUCUUAAGCCUCCAGAAGUUGAAGGUUUUCCUCAUGAGUGGACUUGGAAAAACAGUUCAGGGGAAAUGGCCCUCGUUUCUUCAUUUUCAGUCCUAAAUUCAUCUUCCUUUUGAGCCCCAAAGCCUGUUUUUUGUUUUUCUUUUCUUUUGUUAUUGGACCAUUACAAUUAAGGUAUUCUCUGAUCAUUGUGCUCCUUUCUUUGGUUUUGUUGUCAAAACACCUAGAAAAUGUCACCCUCUCAGUUUAAAGGAUGGGAAGACCCAGAUUACCAGGUAGUUGAAUCUGCCCAUUGAGAGUUACUGCCAAGGAUGGAGAAAAGGUAGUUUAGUUGUUUUUGAUUUAAGGUAAAAUAGGAAGAGCUUCAAAGGAAAAUGUAAAGAGUGAUUCUGGGAGUUCAUAAAAGGACACCCUGAGAGCUUGAAGCUGAGAGUGAUAUUGAAUUGUCUUAUUUUCUCUCGCCUGAUUGGGUGGCAAAAAAAUCAUUACUGGCCUCAGGGAAUUAAUCAGAAAAAGAUUCUUUUUGCACAAAUAAUUUCCUGGUCUUUUUGCUGGGUCUUAAAGGGAAGAAAAGAUUCUUUUUUUUUUUUUUCCAAAUGCAUUUUAAAUUGCUGGAGAUUAACUUCUGUAGUAUGUAGAAAUGCAGUGUCCAAUACAAUUGCCACUAGCCACAUGUGGCUAUUUAAACUUAAAUUUAUAUUGAGAUUAAAUGAAAUUUAAAAUCCAGUACCUUAGUCACACUAGCCCCUUGCUUUGUGCACAGUAUCAGCCCCGUGUGACUGGUUGCUGCUGUACUAAAUAUCACAAGAAGUUCUUUAUUUCAAGAUCAUCAUUGUCAGAUUCAUAGAUAUUUCCUGUAAGACUCAUAAGUAUUUCCUAUUAAUGUGCUCUAGGAUUUCUGCUCUCCAAGAGGGAUUGCAGUAGAGGAUAGAAAUGUGUUUGAGUUUUGAAGGCACUGGGUGUAGAGAUUGGCUAUUUUAAUGACUAUGUUUUAAUUUAUGUUUGACCAUCUGUUAUCUAGUGGUCUGAUCCCAUUGUCUUGGACAAAGCCAGAUUAGGAAGGAUACUUGAAUUCUGUUUUAAAAUUUUUGACAAAUAGUCUUUACCCUUCCGUUUUCCCUUUUCAUAAUCCUUCGUCAGAUCAGAAACUGGGUUCUCAGACCCACUGAGUCUGAGGCAGUGUCCAGGGACAGUCUGCCACUGGAGACCAAGAUCCUUAAUGGCAAUCUCGGCAGUUUUCUUUUGCCUUCUUGACUUACGUGGCACACGGACCUGAUAACAGACCUCAGCGUCCCUGCCCAUCUGUGCAAUGGGAACGAUGCUUUGUAAAGUAUUAAGACAUUUCCUAUUCCCCUA